AUGAAUAAGGCAAUCUUUCUUUCUCUUCUCUCUAUCCUCCUUCUCCCUCUUCACACGUUUGCUUCGGAACGUGUCGGUGAUUGGGGUCCCAUCAAAGACCUUAAGGAUCCUCACGUCAUAAAGAUUGGCCAGUUUGCGGUCAACAAGUACAACAUACAGAGCAAAUCUGGACUGAAGUUCGUGAACGUUGUUCGUGGUGAGUUUCAGGUAGUAUCUGGUGUGAAUUACAGGUUUGUGGUGGAGGCUGAUGAUGGAAGUAACAGCACAUACAAAAUGUACGAGGCCGUUGUAUGGGAGCAGCUGUGGAUGAAAUCAAUGAAUCUCACUUCUUUCACGUCACUAUUAAAGAAUCGAUUCCUAUGA
Messenger RNA from Brassica napus (rape), 363 nucleotides. Its product is annotated as cysteine proteinase inhibitor 5-like. Bases 1 to 363 code for a protein of 120 amino acids. The record is from RefSeq and is a predicted model, not a curated record. The transcript has a single exon. Gene Ontology annotation, molecular function: cysteine-type endopeptidase inhibitor activity. NCBI's taxonomy places the organism in Eukaryota, Viridiplantae, Streptophyta, Magnoliopsida, Brassicales, Brassicaceae.